Molecule: messenger RNA, 1701 nt
Organism: Cladophialophora yegresii CBS 114405
Lineage: Eukaryota; Fungi; Ascomycota; Eurotiomycetes; Chaetothyriales; Herpotrichiellaceae
Exons: 1
Coding region: 1-1701 (566 amino acids)
Cellular component (GO): nucleus
Molecular function (GO): protein binding
Source: RefSeq, a predicted model, not a curated record
AUGGAUAGGCCCUGCGAGAAUGCCAAACAGAACGGAAGAGUUGAGAACAAUGGAUCCUUGGACGUCACCAAUAAAUGCCGUCCUGUUGGAGUCGGAGAGCAACUACCAGAGACCAUGGAAUUCCGCCGUGACCCUGUCAAAGGCGAAGGUCUGUUCGCGCGGCGCGACAUUUCUGUCCACGAGCCAAUCUGUGCUCUACCAUAUUCCAUCUUCAUGGCUCUCGAGACGGAGAAGCUUACAACCACAUGCUAUUCUUGCCUGGCCGUCACGUCUUCGCACAUUCCCUACAUCAAAGGCACCGCUCAGGAAGAACUGAGUUUGAAAACAUGUACAGGGUGUUCCCAGGUCAAAUUCUGCGGCAAGGCAUGUCAGACGAAGGCCUGGAAGGCGUACCACAAACUCGAGUGCAGGAUUUUCGAUCUGUACCGCCACAACUUCCCUCCUAUGAUGAUCCGAGCGGCUAUGCGUGUCGUCCUUCUGAAAGACAAAGGCUUGCUACCGCAACAAUAUUGGAACGCACUCACGAACGACGUCGUCUCGCAUGAAGAUAUCUGGAAGGCCGCCCCUGAGAACAACAUCACGGCAAUGGUACGUGAUAUCAAGUUCGUCACCAAUUCAAAGCUUUCUCUAGAAACCAUCACCAGAAUGUUCUGGGUCAUGCGAACCAACUCAAUCGAGCUGCCCGUCUCGGUCCACGGGGGCAUCGGCACUAUGCUUGAUCCCUUCUUCGCCAAGUUCAACCAUAAUUGCGAUGCCAACGCUAUGCUCUAUCGCCCAUGGCAUACCGUCGAAAGCGGCUGGAACUUGGAAUCCAACCCCAAACCAGAGCAAAGAAGCAUAUUCGCCACGGUCAUUCCACUUCGGGACAUCAAAAAGGGCGAAGAGCUCACCAUUUUCUACUCCGACCCUACCCUGUGCGUCAAGGAAAGAAAUGCAAAGCACAUGAUGAACUACUAUUUCGAAUGUACCUGUUCCAGAUGCGUUGAAGACACCAAGACCGCCACCGAGGUUGAAGACCGAAUGCCCGUCUUAUCGGCCCAGUAUGUGGCGUUGGCGCAAGGUGUGCUUCGCCAACUGGAGCAGUUACGGGCGGAUGAAGAGGGAGGACGUCUAGCGUACGACAGAGCAAGUCAGGCUUGGGAGGAUGGUAUAGCACAAUACCUGGACUUUCCACAGCUGUACACUGCUGGCGACUUUGACCAGAUUUCACUCCACCUCGCGGUCAGUGGCCUCCAACUGGGCACGUUCGACAAAGCACUGAUCAACCUGCUUCGGUCAUACUUCCUCAUCUACCCCUCGCGCAUACCGGGCCGGCACAACUAUUCCAACAUCCACAUCAUGUUUGUCAUGCUCGAGACUUUCGACAUUUUGCUUGGCAUCAAUUGCAAGGACAAGACGAUGGAAGUUGCCAGGUCGGCCGACGUCAAGGGUUCACUUCGACGGCUUUCGAAGCGUGGCUUCAGCAUUCAAACACUGCUAUACUGGAGACUGCGAAUCUGUGUGCACCUGCGGAAGUGUCUCGAGGCAUCGGCGGCAAAGGACUUGCUUCCACUGGUUGCGCGAAUGCAGGAUCGCGUGCUACUUCAUGGAGGCUCUGAGGCCGGUCCUGAGGAGGAUCCCUUUGCUGAGGACGCUAUGAAGAAGUACCUCAAGCUGUCCGAGGCUAGGUGGAAAGUCGUGCUGAAUGAGACGGGUUGCUAG